AAGUGUCAAAGGUCACGAGGGCGGAGAGGCGGAAGCGCUCGGCAAUCCGAGUCGGCGGAGGGGGGGCUCCCGUUUCUCCCGCUCGAGCUCGGACCCCCGCAGGCCCGGGACCCUCCGCGGGGCGGCCCCUAUGAGUGUGUCUCUGGUGGUCCUUCGCUUGGAGCUGGCCGAGUCUUCGCCCGUGCCGGGCGGCUUCUCUUACAGCGCUGCCGCUACUGAGAUGUCUGAUGAGGUGAUGCAGGAGACAUCUUUGGCCGCCGCCGCCGCCGCCGCUGCUGCGGUGACCUUGGAGGGCAAGGCUCCCGUGGAGAGGGCGACCAUCAUCCACCAGCACAUUGGCCGGCGAGAGAUGACGGACGUGAUCAUUGAGACGAUAAAGCCGGAUCCAGAUGAGGUGAAAAAGCUGACGGACAAAGUUGGUGCAGCUGAGGCUUCCUCCACUGAGGGUCACAAUAAUCAGGAUGGCCAAAGUGGAAGCAGUGGGACCACACCGGAUUCUCCCUCAAAGCAGCUCCCUGACCAGAUCUCCUUUUUUAGUGGGAAUCCAUCGGUUGAAAUAGCUCACGGCAUUAUGCAUCUCUACAAGACAAACAAAAUGACCUCGUUAAAAGAAGAGGUGCGGCGUAGCGCCAUGCUGUGUAUUCUCACAGUCCCUGCCACAAUGACCAGCCACGACCUCAUGAAGUUUGUGGCGUCUUUUUAUGAUGUCAUCGAACACAUGAAAAUCAUCCGAGAUUCCACCCCAAACCAGUACAUGGUCCUCAUCAAAUUCCGGACCCAGGCAGAUGCAGACAGCUUCUACAUGGCUUGCAACGGUCGGCAGUUUAACUCCAUAGAAGAGGACGUUUGUCAGCUCGUCUAUGUGGAAAGGGCAGAGGUCUUCAAGUCAGAGGAUGGGGCCAGCCUGCCCGUCAUGGACCUGACCGAGCUCCCCAAAUGCACCGUCUGCUUGGAGAGGAUGGAUGAAUCGGUCAACGGGAUCCUGACCACCGUCUGCAACCACAGCUUCCACAGUCAGUGUCUGCAGCGGUGGGAGGACACCACGUGCCCCGUCUGCAGGUACUGCCAGACUCCGGAACCCGUAGAAGAAAACAAAUGUUUUGAAUGUGGAGUCCAAGAAAACCUUUGGAUAUGCCUCAUCUGCGGGCACAUUGGAUGUGGGCGUUACGUGAGUCGGCACGCGUACAAGCACUUUGAGGAGACGCAACACACCUACGCCAUGCAGCUGACCAAUCACAGGGUGUGGGACUACGCCGGGGACAAUUACGUCCACCGUCUGGUGGCCAGCAAAACAGACGGCAAGCUGGUUCAGUACGAAUGUGAGGGGGAUGUAUGUCAAGAAGAGAAAAUUGAUGCCUUACAGUUAGAAUAUUCCUACUUGCUAACCAGCCAGUUGGAGUCCCAGCGCAUCUACUGGGAGAACAAGAUCGUCCGAAUAGAAAAGGAUACAGCCGAAGAAAUCAACAACAUGAAGGCCAAAUUUAAAGAAACUAUUGAGAAAUGCGACUCGCUGGAACACAGACUGAACGACUUACUGAAGGAGAGGCAGUCGGUCGAACGGAAGUGGAUGCAGCCAGCUCAGCACCAAGGUGUCCAAGCUGACCAACGAGCUGAAGGAAGAGCAGGAGAUGAACAAAUGCCUGCGGGCCAACCAGCUCCUGCUCCAGAACAAACUGAAGGACGAGGAGAAGCUCCUGAAGGAGACCUGCGAGCAGAAGGACCUCCAGAUCACCGAGGUCCAGGAGCAGCUCCGCGACGUCAUGUUCUACCUGGAGGCCCAGCAGAAGAUCAACCACCUGCCCGCCGAGGCCCGGCAGGAGAUCCAGGAUGGGCAAAUCAACAUCCCCGUGGCCUCUUCGGCAGGCUCGUCCGCGGGGGGCAGCGGGAAGCCCUCCUCCCGUAAGGGGAGAAGCAAGAGGGGCAAGUGACAAGCGGGCGCAGAGGCAACGGAGGUGACCGCCAUCAGGUGCAGGAAGGGUGUCUUGUUUUGGCAAAAAUAGGCUGGGAAAUCUAACCAGGGACGAGUGUCCGGUUUCUGGAUCCUUUGCACUAAACCCAGGGCCACCGACGGCCCUGUAGGCACCUUUUCCUCUGCUAGCUAGCUUGCCUUAGGCUCUCUGUAGUGGCUGCCGGGCCUUCCUUCCCUCCCCCCCCCUCUCUCUCUGCCACCGCCGUCUUUCAGCUCCAGAGGUUUCGCCCGAGACCCUCGUUGAAAUGAAGCGCAGGAACCAAAACGCUGAGGGAGCCUUAGGUUUUAUUUCGGGAGGAGCAAGCAGGACUGCGCUCGCUUGACCUCCAUCCUAGGCUGAAAGUUAUACCUGAAUGUAGGUCUCCCACCCCAGGAUGAGUGGGAGGGGGGCAGUUAGUGGCCUUGGGAGGAUGUGGGCUCAGCUCAGCCAGAAACCUGAAAAGGUGUUGGAUUCAGGGCUGAAGUCCAUAGAUUGGGGCAUCUUCCAAGGAAAUGUGCCUCUCUUUCUUUUUGUCCUUAUGUGGUCCCCCUUCCUUCCUUCCUUCCUUCCUUCCCUCUCCUCCUCCUCCUUUUUUCCCUUCUCUUUCCUUUCUUCCCUCCCUCUUCCCUCCUCUUUGCUUUCUUUUCUCCUGCCAUGGUUUUAUCUCUGGGCCAUACAUUUUGUGGGGUCUUGUCCCCGUCCCGAUUCCCACCGUUGCCAUUUGUGGGAGAUUGGUAGCGAAAUGCGUUUGUGCACCUUUGCCUUGGCUCCCAUUGUAUCGCUUCCACUCUGGGCACCCGGGUGCAGGAAUUCCAUUGCAGAAUUCCAGGCGUGGCAUUCUGCUGCAGCGAAGCUGCUGGGAAGCUACCCGGGUGAGUAAACUCCUCCUUCCCCACCCCCCCCGAGUCUCUGUUCCAAACCCCCCUUUUCUGAAAAAGAGGAAAUAGGUGCUGGGGUAUCGAUUCUGCCCACUUUCGUGCAGGCAUUCCCCAAGGAAGGAUGCAGGGUUAGGGUUUAUCGGCUGAUAGCUAGCAAAGUCCUCGCACAGGCUGGGGUUGAGUUUGUUUGUUUGUUUGUUUUGGGGCAAAAAACACCAGGUUCCCUGCUGCUGGCUUUGACUGGAUCAGACUUUGGACAUUCUUUGUAGCAGCCUUAGACUUAGCCGCAAGCAUUAGAUACUGAACUGGCUAAACAGCCGCCGAGUUUUUAAGAAAGUUUCGUUUGCACAGUAGCUCACAUGGCACAUUGGUCCUUCAGCGCAAAGAGCCAGCCGUGGCACUUUGGGCAGCUGUGGUGUUUUGCUCCUUGAGCGUGUUAAGAGAAGUAGUCAGUUAUUGGCUAGUCUGGAGGCUCCCAAGUGACGCGGCGCCUCCAUAAGAAGACUUUCUGCAGCCAGGGUCUCCCAGGCACCUGGGCUUGGCGGCUGCAGUCCCUGGCAGUGAUCAAGCCAGCUUCAUGAGGGUUUGGAGGUUCGCCUUGGUCUAUUAAAUGCCUUCAUCCCAGCAGCUGCAUACAGGGAAGUGGUUUGCUUAGCAUCUGGUCAAAGGCCUAGAUCCUGGCUUGUCGUUUUCCUUUCAUAAGCCAGAGCCAAAAUCCAGGGCUUGUACUUGGCUUAGGAAUCUUGGCUUCUUUGGCAGCCACAAACCGGCAUCCUGAGUUUUGGCCAUCGUAAGCCAACCAAGAUGCUUGCAACCAGGCACCCUGAACCCGGUUCAAACCUGGUUCAAACAUACAAGGUCUUCACACCGCUAAUUCUGAGCUAGUGUGGCCUCAGCAGUCUUUCGCCAACAUCUGGAGGGGGUGGGGAGGCUGUACAAUGAGGAGGAAGUGUGUGUGUGCGUCACUAGCAGACACCUCACCAAUCUUCCCACUCCCUGAUUUCUGAGCUUCUGAGGCCCUGUUUUUCCUAAGAUACAAGCAUGGGACAAAUGCAUUUUAAAAUCCAAAUUGCACAGGAGGGCUAUCUGAGAGAAUAUAAGAGCCAUGAUUUCCGCCACACAGCACCUACUGAGGUUAUUAUUAUUAUUAUUAUUAUUUUGAAGGAUCCUGGGGAUUUUUUUCUUCCUCCUCCUCCUUUUGCAUUGCUAUGUUGUUGUUUUUUUGCUUCCUCAUCGAUUUCUCUUGAAACGAGGAGGAAGUGAGCGCAUGGCCACACCGUCAGGCGUGCGGGAAACGGAUUCUGACGGAGAACAAGAAAGGAAGAAGGGACGAGUCCAGAAUGAACAGGAGCUGGUUGCCAAGGAAAGAGUAACUACACUUUUAUUAGCAGAUUUGUCAUUAGUCGACCAUUGGAGGGAGUGUGUGUGUGUGUGUAUGUGUGUGAACCUGUACUGCUGUUGCUUCGGCUGAGAGGCUCCUCUCCAAACUGAUCAAGACGCAGGCAGUUUUUAGGGGCGUUUUCAAUUCUGUUUGUAACUGGGAACCCCCACUUAACGUGCCGAGGCAGAGCAAUGAAAACAAAAAUCCUCCAAUGGAUCUCAGCUGAGAAGAGCCGGUCUUAUUCAGGGGUAGCAUGUAGCUUGACUGGCGCUCAAAACAUCCAUCAGUGUCUACUUUAAAAAAAUAAAUAAAUCUUGAUUGUAACAUCAGCAACGAGAGCAUAUUAAACCGGAUAAAAGUCCAACCUGUGAUAUUUGUGCGUAACACGCGUAUUUGUUUGUUAAGUGGUCUACGGCACAAAAGUUAGGAUUUGCCUAAUUAUAGUUUAUUGGCAGGGUGGCUGGGUCUUUGUAACGAGCUAGGCCAGGAACCGUAGCUUAUAUACGGCGUUGAGGCCCAUACGCUAAUCGGUUCCUUUGACUUACCCGUCUCUCCUUAAUGCAAUUCCUUUCCAAGCGUCCCUUCUGAAGAAAAGGUCUUUUUUAAACAAAACAAGAAAAAAAGAUGUUCUGGUAAGAAAAAAAGCUGUCCUUGUAGACUCCCAGCUUAAGUUAUAAACCCAGGAAAGAGUCCAAAAAGUUAUUGUUCGCAGGUGCUACCUUAACUUGUUGGAUCCCUUCUCAUUUGUGGGGGGGUGUGUGUGUGUGUCACUGAAUCAUUGGAGAUCUGCUUGCAGGGAUCAGUUUAGUUCCUCUCAUUGAGAUCGGCUGAUUUUUUGCUGUCCUGUUCUCUUUGCUAACCCUCCUGAUAAAGUGACUUUUGUGAGGAAAGGGGGCUCGUGCAGAAACAAUGGAUGCCAAAGAGGCCACCGGACAAAGGACACAUUGAAAUCCAGCAGCCGUUCCAACCAUGGCCCAGUCCUUUGUGGUGGUGCAGAGGAAGUAGCAGGGCCAGCUUUCCCUGUUGGGCACCCCGGAUGCUCUUUGCCAGUUGGUCACGUAGGCACAGGGUGGAACGGUCCAUAGCCGCUUCUGCUGGAUCCUCAAAUCCCAUUCUGCUGUUGAAGGAUCUAGAACCACCUCCGUCAUCUCUGAUUGCUGUUCUCCUUUGACCAGACCAGAGGUCGGCAACCUUAAGCACUCAAAAGAGCCCUUUGGAGCCGUUUCCCACAGAAAAAAACACCGGAAACCACAAAACCCUUUCGACAUCUAAAAUGAAGAUAACAAGGCAUAUUUUAUUGCGUCUGCUGGAGGGUUAAUGUGAUUUUUGCUCCUGAACCUCAGGGCUGUAAGACCUCACCUUUUCUUGGAUUUAUCCAUGGUUGGCCUACCGAGGGUCGAAAAGCUCAAUAAAUCGUAUGCCGGCAGGUGUCGCACA
Molecule: messenger RNA, 5645 nt
Organism: Ahaetulla prasina
Lineage: Eukaryota; Metazoa; Chordata; Lepidosauria; Squamata; Colubridae
Gene: BRAP
Product: BRCA1 associated protein
Exons: 12
Coding region: 131-1903 (590 amino acids)
Biological process (GO): protein ubiquitination; Ras protein signal transduction
Cellular component (GO): cytoplasm
Molecular function (GO): zinc ion binding; ubiquitin protein ligase activity; nucleic acid binding
Source: RefSeq, a predicted model, not a curated record